Molecule: messenger RNA, 315 nt
Organism: Colletotrichum higginsianum IMI 349063
Lineage: Eukaryota; Fungi; Ascomycota; Sordariomycetes; Glomerellales; Glomerellaceae
Product: Ankyrin repeat protein
Exons: 1
Coding region: 1-315 (104 amino acids)
Biological process (GO): regulation of gene expression
Cellular component (GO): nucleus
Molecular function (GO): protein binding
Source: RefSeq, a predicted model, not a curated record
AUGGAAACUCUCUGCCUCUCAUUAAAAAGUAUUAGAGCGAUGGUUGAAACUAAGGAAGAACAGGAAGGCAUGCCGAGGUUUCUCGUCGACAGUGGUGCCAAAGUAAACGCCGCCUCUAAGCAUGGCUUGACUUCUUUGCCCGUUGCUGUCAUGAACGAUUCCGCUCUCCUUGUAAAGGACCUUUCCGAUCGAGGUGCUGAUGUUAGCCGCAGACUCGAGGAUGGCCGAACACCGCUUCAUUGUGCUGCUUCCCGAGCUAGUGUGGACAUUUUGAAGAAGCUACUUGAUUUGGGGGGCCGAAAUCAACUCCACUGA